ACUAGCACUGUUCUGUUGGUUUCUAUAGGGACCAUGGAUUCAAAGGCACAGCACAACCGAAUGGAUGAUGACAAGUACUUGCAUCAGGCGCGUCAAGAGAUGGACAAGAAUAUGCAGCGAGAGCGAGAGGUGAUGGACAAGAAUCUGAAGCAGGAGCGGGCAACCGUGGACCGCAUGAGGAAGGAGGAGCGUGCAGCCGUGGAACAGAUGAUGACUGAGGAGCGUGCAGCCAUGGAUCAGAGGUUGAAGCAUUUCCAUGACGAUAUGGACCUAAAGUUGAAGCAGGAGCGCAAGGACCUGGAUCGCGCUAUGCAGCUCGAGCGUGGCAGGAUGGAAUUCAAUAUCAUGCAGGCGUGUGCGAACAUGGACCGUAUGUUGCAGCAGGAGCGUAAUGACAUGAAUCACAAGGCCAAGAUGGAGGGGAUCCGACUGGAAGGGAAUAUGAUGCAAGACCGCGUUCUACAUCUCGAGCGUGGUAAAAUGGGCUUCAAUAACAUGCAGACGCGUGCGGGCAUGGACCUUAACUUACCAAAGGACCACAAUGAUCUGGAUUACAAGGCCAAGAUGGAGCAGAUCCGCAUGGAAGGAAAUACGAUGCAGGAUCGUGCUAAUACACGUCUGAAGGUACGUUCCUUUACUAAGAUUAUUAUUCAUUAUGUUAUCCACACACAAAGCAAAAUCAGUUUGUAACCACAGCAGGCUCAGCAGGAUGAGAAGGCCAAAAUGGAGGAGAUCCGCAUGGAAGGGGGUAUGAUGCAAGACCAUGCUAGUACAGGCACGAAGGUACCUUUCAUUAUUUACUUAUUAUUCAUUAAAUUAUCCACACACAAACGAAAAUCAAUUUAUAUCAACAGCAUGCUCAGGCACAACAAGACAUCAGUACACUAGAGCAAUCUGUCUCAUCACCACCUCCGCAGGCAAAAUGCGACAUCCCACCACCGGAACAAUCUGUCUCAUCACCACGUCGCCGAGUAAGUAUGCUUUACAAAUGGUAUGCACAUCCUACGUAUGAACACUUUAAUAUUGUGCAAAAACUGAUGUCAACGAGCCGUAUGUAGGUAGUUGUAAUGCAAUUUAUUGUUCAUGUGGACGAAGAACUUUCUCAUGUUCCUCAAGCAUACCACAACAAGAAACCUGGUAUGACGACAGUAGUUGAACCUGGCAAGGUGGACUGGCAGAUAAUGGUGAAAAAUUUGCGUUACCAUGGGUACAAAGGGGAAGCAGAUUUGUACUACAUCAAGCCUGGGUGCGUACCACCUGAAGGAAUGGUACAGAUGUCAGGCCAGCAUGACGUUGAUGAAAUGUUGCACGCUUUAGAAGGGAUAAAGAAAUGUCAUUUGUACAUUGUGAAGAAUUGUGCAUUCUUAGAUAAUAGCGAUGAUGACAUGUCUGAACAGGACAUGUCCGAAGAAGACAUAUAUGCAUGUGGGUACAUGGAUAUCGGCGAGAGGGACUUGGGCGAAUAUGGGUCAUCGCCCAAAAGGAAGAAACUUGCAGAUAACAAUCCGAAGAAGGCAUUGGAUUUCGGCAGCAGUGACAAGCCUCUUCAGUAGGCUUUUGGUUUUUCUACAAUUUCAAGCUUUAUAGCUGAACUAUUGUCCCAAGUAGUUUUUUCAUUAUUUUUGAACCAACAAUCACUUCAUUGAAGUGACAAUUGUGAGACUAUGUUUACAAUAAUAGGCUUUCAACUUUGAGUUGUUGCUCAAUUUUUAGAUGAAAGGUUCCUUUGCUGCCCGCACACUUAAUUGUGGCUUUUACUAUUUUUGUAUUGCAUGUGCUGCACUAGUCCAAACCAGUUUUAUGUUCAUAAUGUCAAUUAAACGAGGGACUCCACUUGAAAUCAAUGGCGGAGCUUCAAAGAAAUCUUAGGAGGGGUGAAGCUACAUUUUCUAUGGUUCGAGGGACUCCAAGUAUGAUCUACAUCGACUCAUCUUCUUCCGCUGCAACUCGGAGUCGGUAACGAUCGCACUCAAACCGUUGAUGCAUCUUCAUGUUAUUCCUGGGCGGCACAGCA
Aegilops tauschii subsp. strangulata is the source of this 2014-nucleotide messenger RNA. The record is from RefSeq and is a predicted model, not a curated record. NCBI's taxonomy places the organism in Eukaryota, Viridiplantae, Streptophyta, Magnoliopsida, Poales, Poaceae.